CCCUGCUCUGUGUGUGCCCUGGCCAGAAUACGGCUCCACCCUCGAGGACGACAUCGUGUCAGACACAUCUUCCAUGUUCCGGAGGGUCCUCGUGUCCCUCGCCACGGGAAACAGAGAUGAGGGAACAUUUGUGGAUGAGACCCUUGCUCAGCAAGAUGCUCAGUGCCUGUAUGAAGCUGGGGAGAAGAAAUGGGGAACAGAUGAGGUGCAGUUCAUGUCCAUCCUCUGCACACGGAACAGGUGCCACCUGCUGAGAGUUUUUGAUGUGUACAGAGGGAUUGCUAAUAAGGACAUCACAGAGAGCAUCAAAUCCGAGAUGUCAGGAGACCUCGAGGACGCUUUGCUAGCUGUGGUGAAGUGCAUGCGGAAUAAACCUGCGUAUUUUGCUGAAAGAUUGUACAAAUCCAUGAAGGGCUUGGGCACAGAUGACAGCACGCUGAUCCGGGUGAUGGUGUCCCGCUCGGAAAUAGAUAUGCUGUACAUCCGGAGGGAAUUCCUGUCCAUGUAUGGCAAAUCACUCCACUCCUUCAUUAAGGGAGAUUGCUCAGGAGACUACAGGAAAGUUCUGCUCAGACUCUGUGGUGGGGAGGAUUAAAGGAGGCCUGGGGAACUGUCUGGGUGAGGGGAAACAG
Molecule: messenger RNA, 632 nt
Organism: Empidonax traillii (willow flycatcher)
Lineage: Eukaryota; Metazoa; Chordata; Aves; Passeriformes; Tyrannidae
Product: annexin A4-like
Exons: 7
Cellular component (GO): cytoplasm
Molecular function (GO): calcium-dependent phospholipid binding; calcium ion binding
Source: RefSeq, a predicted model, not a curated record